This is a messenger RNA of Vitrella brassicaformis, 5203 nucleotides long. Lineage: Eukaryota; Vitrellaceae. The record is from the annotation of a GenBank genome assembly.
CCCCAACAGCCACCACCCACCCACUGUCUGCACACACCCGGCAUCGCGACCCCGACCUGCACACACAAACACCCACAGCCAUGCAUGCAUGCAUGCGUGAGUGAGCGACUGAGUGAGUGAGUGGCUUGUAUGCGCCGACCUCCGUUGGUCCGUCGACAUCAUCCUGCGUGUUGGUUGUUGGUGCGUUUGGUGACGUAUUCGAUCACCUCGCUGCCGUCGUGGUGGAUGCGCUUCAGGGUCCCGUUGCUGAAGACGAUGCUCUUGGCGCCGCUCGGGUAGUGACGCUCCAGCUGGCCUGUGGGGAACCUGUUGACAGUGGCAUCAAGAGUGCACAUGUCUGUCUCUGUCUGUCUGUCUGUGGGUGGUGUACUUGAAGAACUGUUCCUGUGAGGGCAGAGUGCACUGGUAAGAAUCGGUGGCCUUGUAAUAAUACGACUGAGCCAUUCAGACAGUCAGACAGACAGACAGACAGGUCAUAAGAGACACACAAACACGGCAGAUGGAUGGAUUGAUCCCUCCUCCACUUUGUGUAUAUGUGUGUGCAUUGGGUCCGUACCACAGCGCCAUCGCCUUUGAGGACCUUCCUGUCUCCGUUGGUGAAGAAGACCGACGUCGCUCCGUCAGGCCACUGCACACACAACACAACACAACACGAUCAGGAGAACAAACACAUUUCCCCCCUCCCCCGGCCACCCCCCAACACACCUACCAUGAUCUUCCUCAGCCCGUUGGCGUAGUGCACCUCUUUCCUAUCAUCGGCAUACACCCGUUCCCAUCGGUUGCCCGCCUGCUUCUCCCCCGUCGGCUGGGGCAGGACCGCCUGAGCGCGCUCCGUCCUUCGCCGCAUGGCGUCGAAAUCCUCCUCGAACCGGAAGCGCAUCAGCUCAGCGAAGUCCUCCUGGCCCGGCUGCAGCUCGUAGCCGCCUAUCACCACUGGCAAUGGCAGCGACCCAGGAGCCCCACCACUCACAGAGAGACCCCCAGAUUGGUUCUUGGGCGGUGCUGUGGUGGUGGCGAUGAUGGUUGGAGGGACGUCCCGCUGCUGCUGCUGCUGGGGCUGGUGUGUUGGCUUCUGGUCCAUGAGCUUGGAGAGGUUGAGCGGUGGGGUGGGCUUGCCCCUCUCCCUCUCCCUCUCCCUCUCCCUCUCGUGUUGCUGCUGGUGUUGCUGCUGGAUGUCUGUGGUAGACGUGACGAGACGGGAGCCGUAGAGAGACGCUGACAGGGCCAGGUCCCCAGUAGUGGUGGAGGUGGGCAGGGAGGCCUUCAUGUUGGGGUCAUACUGGGGCGGUCCUGGUGCGGGCGCCACUCCCUCUCUCACCAACAACCUCUGCUGCUGCUGGGGGGGUGCUGGUGGCGGUGGCUGCUGUGGUGCCUUCUUGAUUCGGGUGUCGCGCUGGGGCGACAUGACGGAUCCCGCACAGGACCACUCGUCGAUCUCGCCAUAGUCCCAGAAGUCCUCCCCCUCCCCCAUCUCAUCUCUCGUGGGCCUCCUGCUGCCAGCUGUGCCCUCAGAGGUCUUUGGCCUCUGCUGGGGGAUGGCUGGGAGGGCUGUGGUGGCUGUGGUGGUGUGCUGCUUUGCUCCUGUUGCUGUUGCUGCCUUGUGUGGGGAGAUUGUCGUGGUCGUGUGGGCGGUGGAGAUGUCCUUGGAUGGCCACCCCCGAGACGCACGACGGUCAGCAGGGGUGGGGGCGCGGGACGAGCCGACGGUGGUCGAGCUCCCUGAGACAACAAAGAACACACAACAGAGAACAUACGUAUGCGCCAUCCCUCCCCCCCUCUCUGAUUCAGUGACCUUUGGUGAGUCUCAUGCUGCUCAUAUUGGGCGGGGGCGUGACGGACCGCAUCGCACGCCGACCGCCAAGCUGCUGCUGCUGCUGGUCGGGGGCAGAGGGGAGGCGCACGCUGGCCGCCGAGCCGCGGAGAGACCUGGUGUUGAUGGGGGGCUGCUGCUGGGCUGCAAUCAACACGGAAGGGGCAAGAAAUGGAUGCUGAUGGGUUGAGGGGACUUAGGUGCUGUACCUGAUCGCUCCUGCUCUAGUGUGAGUUUCUCGAGGACCUUGACCUCCUCCUUCAGAUUGGCGUUCUCCUUGGCCAACGCCUCGUUCUGACACACACAGAUCGACAGAGAAAUGGAUGGAUGUGGCUGGGUGUGAUGUGGUGCGAUACGUGCGACUGACUGACCUGUCUCUGCAGCCUCUGCUGGUUGAUCUUGGCCGUGCGCUUCUCCCUCUCUAAUUCUUCCUGCCGACAACAGAGAGGCGCACGUGUGUGUAGGGGGGACGAGUGUGGAUGGAUGGAUACCUGCAGCUGUUUGACAUGGGUCUCGAGUUUUGCGAUCUGUUCAGCGGCCUUGUUGUGCGUCCCCACCGACACGCGAUGCUUCUCGCGCUCACCUACACCACACACACAUGGACAUGGGUGACUGCAUAUGGUGACAUAUCGGGUGGCAUUGUGUGGUCCUGUAUGUCCUCACCCUCUAUGCGUUUCUUCUCCUUGAUCAGACGUUUCCUCUCCUCGGUGAGCUCCUUGUGCAGCGCCUCACGCAUCUGCUCUAUCUCACGCUCACUGCGUGCUGAAGACAGACAGACAGACAGAGAGAAAGAGAGAGAGAAAUUGGUCGUGCAUGUGUGUGGCCGUGCGAGGUCCGCGUGUGCUCACAUACCCUUCUCUCUUUCUAUAUCCUUGAGGGUCUCCUCGUGCUGCUCUUUGAGCCGCAUGUUCUCGGCCCUCUCGCGCGCUACCUCAGCGUUGCGACGCUCCAACCUGACACGGGUGCCACAAAGCGUGUGAACGAAUCAUUGGGCGUCACGCCUGGUAUCCCUCCCUCCCUCCCUCCCUGACUCACAGCGGCAGCAUCUCCUGGACCUUCUCAAAGUACUCCUUCAACCGCGGGUCGUCACUCACACUCACAACACCACUAGAAGCGCCUUUCUCACCAGCACCACCGCCACCAGCACCAGAAGCAGCCUCCCUCCCUCUCUCCUUCUCCCCCGCUGCCGUCUGCUUGAAGAACCGCUGCUGUAUCAGCUCAGACACAGGCGCGCUGUCCAGGUCCAUCUGUGGCGGGGCUGCCAUGGGGUGUGUCGGCUCCGGCAUGGGCCCUCUCAGCGGGGAUGUGUCCCACGGCACGUCGUCGCCAAACUCGUUGCUGGCAUUUGUGGUGGUAGUGGUGGUCUUGGGUGGCAUGUGGAGGGAGCUGUAGGUUGCACGUGCCGCUGUCUCGGUGAUGGUGGUGUCUUCUGUGGCCGAUGCGGCGGCGAUGCGAGAUGCGAACGACUCGGCUGCCGGUGGUGCUGCCUUGGCACCGGUGGGCUGCGCAGCAGGGACACUCUUAUGCGAUGAUGGGGGCAGCAACUUCAUGCGUGCGGGGCCUGCAGACAGGAGGGAGGGAGGGAAGGAACAAAGACACAUACAGAGACAGAGACUCGUGUGGAUGAUGUGUUUGUUGUGCGUAUCGUACUCGAGCUGGUGAGCAAGAGUCUGCCAGUGGGUUGCCUCUUGGGCUCGGGCGGCGGGAUGACCGUCCGCUUCAUCCGCGCACCCUUCUUGAGGAAGGAGAACCGCCGCUGCGGCCUCAACUCAUCGCCGCCGCCCAUCCCCCCACCCCCACCCCCACCGCCACCCUCUCCCCCACUCUCCUUCUCUUUCUGAGAUCGUUUGGCCCACCCGGCCGCCUCGAGCGACGCUCCCGUGAUCUCUAACGGCUCGUACUUGUCCGCUGCCGAUGCUGCUGGGCCAUGGGGAGGGGGAGGGGGAGGGGGAGGGGGAGAGCCACCGCCCUCGGCCUUGUGCAAGAAGGCCUCGACGAACCGGUCUGUGUCGGUGUUGCCACUGGUGUUGUUGGGCGCGUUGUGGACGGAGUGGGAGUGGUGAGAGUGGGAGAGCGACUCGGGCACCUCUGAGUCGACUGUCCACCUGCGGUGCAGCGCCUCACUGAUGCUGCUAUCGGGCUGCAGUUGCGCGUCACGCCUGUGCACCCGGCUCCCAGGACUGUUGCUGUCGAUGUCUAUGCGGGAGGGGGGGAGGGGUGGGCCUGGCCCCGGUGGGGCUGGUGGGGGUUGUGUGUGUCGGGCGUCGAGGGGAGGGGUGUCUGGCCAGCCCCCGAUGGACGCCACUGAGUUGGACAUUGACAAAGGGUCCCUAUCACCGUCCUCAAACCUGACAGGACAUCGACAGAGAGGAAGCUCGCUCAUUUCCUUCCUUCGCUUUCUGCCCCCUCUGUACACACAUACCAUUUGCGCUGUUGUGCGUGGCUCCUGAGGAAGGUGGACUUGCUGUCCAGCUCCCUCUCGCACCCUUCCCCACCCCCACCCCCAACGGGCGGGCUGUACUCACGCCCUCGUCCGCCAUCCAUCAUGCCAUCCCCCAGACCACUCCCCUCUAGCGCCUCCUCUAUCUCCUCAUCCACCUCAGAUGCCUCCACAGGCCUGCAGGCAUUGCAUCCCAUUGCACCGAACCACAGGAGCACGAGAGAUGUGCACAUGUGUGGGGGUGUUGUGUGGCCAUUUUGGUUCGUUUGGUCGACCUGGCAGCAGCAGCUGCAGCGGGCCCUUUGGUGGUGACGGUGAAGUGUAAAGGGUGAUGGUGAUCACGGCGAGGCUCAUCGACCAUGACCGGCCUACUCGAUGACACGACAGGUGGCCCCGCCAAGAUCAUACCGCUGCUGCCAACCUGACCAUCCAUCCAUCCACAGUAACACAGGAACCAUUCCAGAGAGAACUGCAGUCCAUUCCACUGCGUUGCGUGCAUAGGUAGGUAUGGAUGUAGCAUGUACCUGGCCGUGAUGCAUAUGGGCGCCUUUGCCAUCUCCCCUGACAGCACCCAGCGCCGCCUGCACCUGCUGCCGAGAAUCCAUUAUCCCUAUGCCGCCCCCUCCCUCACCCACACAGCCGCCACCACCAGCACCAUCGUCAGGAUCAUUCUCAUCGUCCAUGGCCAUCGCGCCGCUGCCACGCAAUAUCUCCGCUAUCGUGUCACGGUGCCGUGAUGGCGCGGGCUGCAACUCCGGCGGCUGCAGCUGGCGCCCCGCCUGUGCAGGUUGUCUGUUGAGUACGCUGAAAGGGGAUGAUGCGUCCAUGGUGGGGAAGGGAUGGUCAUCCUCAUCAUAGUCAGAAUCCUCCUCCGCGUCGGCGUAUUUGACGUAGCGCGAUGACUGCUGCGACGCCAUAUCAGCGCACACACAAAGGCUGGCUAUCUAAAAAAC